AUGGGCAACCGAGUCUUACCCAAAGAUCUCACCGAGCGCCCCGUGGACUGGAAGACCACCGCCGCAUACCCGCCCGGGGACAAGGAGACGUCGCGCACGUACGGCUCCACACUCAAACUGCCGCGCCUGCCGGUCCCGAAGCUCGAGGACACGGCGGCGCGCCUCAAGGAGACGCUGAGGCCACACGCAUACACCGCGGCGGAGUACACCGCGGCGGAGAGGAAGAUCGACCAGUUUACGAGCGUCUUGGGGCCCGAGCUACAGAAACGCUUGUUGAAGCACGCUGAAGGGAGGGAUCACUGGCUGGAGCAGUGGUGGGACGAUCUUGGGUAUCUCGGUUAUAGAGACUCGGUCGUCAUUAACGUGUCCUACUUCUUCGGCUUCGAUCGUCAGCCCAAGCACCUUCGUCAAACCCCCGCCGCACGGGCAGCUGGCCUUGCCCGUGGUGCGCUCAUGUUCCGCGAGAAGCUUCAACGAGGGCUCAUCGAGCCCGACGGCACCAAGGAGGGCGUGUUCUGCAUGGACUCGUAUCGCUGGAUGUUCGACUGUUGCCGAGUACCUGGUUCGCAGGGACUUGACUGGAGCGUGUCAUACACAGGGAAGCGGGAUGAAGACCAGCACAUUGUUGUUUUCAGACGUAAUAGGAUGUACAAAGUAAAUGUUGUCGAGAAAGGUCGGAUCCUCAGCAUUGACGAGAUCGAAUGGCAAAUUCAGUCCAUCUAUGAUCAGACUACUCAAGACUACCCUGGGAUCGGUGUUCUGUCAGCAUCAAAUAGGGACGUCUGGGCGAAGGACUUCCUUGAACUUCUCGAACAUCCGGAGAACGAUGUUAUCAUUCGCGACAUUCACUCGUCUGCUUUCAUCAUCAGUCUUGACACGGAUAAGCCUUCAGAUCUUGUCAACUUCAGCCGCAGCGUUUGGCAUGGUGCAACGAAAUCUGGCGCACCGACAGGUCUACGGAACCGAUGGGUUGACAAGCCCCUUCAAUUCGUCGUCUUUGACAACGCUGAGGCAGGCUUCAUGGGCGAGCACUCUGUCAUGGACGGCACGCCCACUGUGCGAAUGUGCGACGAGGUCUUAGACAUCCUCCAUGAUCCCGCAGCUGACCUUGGCAAGGCACCAGCAGGUGUCACCAAGGACAGUCGGUCGCCAGAACCUCUUGACUGGCAUGUGUCGGAGACGACCAAAGGCGCGAUUGCAAAGGCAGACAGGGCCGCUACCGACCUCAUUGACACCCAAGCCAUGACAGUUUACCGUACGCCGUAUGGAAAGGCUGCAAUCAAGAAGUUUGGCGUCUCGCCCGACUCCUGGGCGCAGAUGAUCAUUCAUUUGGCAUACCUCCGGCUUCUGGGAGGCGAGCCGCGCAAGGGUGGCACAUACGAGUCAGCAACGACUCGUAAGUUUUUCAAAGGACGUACCGAGGUCAUUCGCGUCGUCUCCUCCGAAGCAGACGCUUGGGCAACAAGUAUGGACAAUUCGAACGCGAGUCCGGCGGAGCGUAAGCGUCUGUUCGACGCCGCUGGUAAAGUGCACAUCGCACGCGCCAAAGCCGCCGGCAACGGUCAGGGCGUGGACAGACAUAUGCUCGGCCUCAAAUUGCUGCUGGACAAAGGCGAGACAGUACCAGAGGUCUUCUCCGACCCAGUUGUGGCCAGAGCGAGUAACUGGGUGCUUAGCACUUCUGCCGUGUUCUCGAAACAUUUUGAGGCAUAUGGCUGGGGAGAGGUCGUCCCAGAAGGGUUCGGAGUGGCAUACAUGACUGGAUUUGAUGAUCGCCUCCAGUUCACCAUCGCGUCUCGGAAGGAGAUGCCGAACAAGGAAUUCAGUCAGCAGAUCGCUAAGGCUGCAGACGACUUAUACGUGCUCCAUGAGUCAUUGCAGAAAGCGAAACUGUAG
Molecule: messenger RNA, 1896 nt
Organism: Coniophora puteana RWD-64-598 SS2
Lineage: Eukaryota; Fungi; Basidiomycota; Agaricomycetes; Boletales; Coniophoraceae
Product: carnitine acetyl transferase
Exons: 9
Coding region: 1-1896 (631 amino acids)
Molecular function (GO): acyltransferase activity
Source: RefSeq, a predicted model, not a curated record